This is a messenger RNA of Pseudoliparis swirei, 3790 nucleotides long. RefSeq names its product P-selectin-like. The record is from RefSeq and is a predicted model, not a curated record. Gene Ontology annotation, cellular component: membrane; external side of plasma membrane. Gene Ontology annotation, molecular function: oligosaccharide binding; sialic acid binding. The transcript has 20 exons. Gene Ontology annotation, biological process: leukocyte tethering or rolling; response to cytokine; heterophilic cell-cell adhesion. The coding region runs from base 1 to 3561 and encodes 1186 amino acids. Lineage: Eukaryota; Metazoa; Chordata; Actinopteri; Perciformes; Liparidae.
AUGUUUCAAGUAGCAGUUGAGACGAGACAAAGGCUGCGUCGCAUGUUGCUGAUAGUUGCAUUCAUUGCAUUUUCCCAAGACCUGAGCGGCGGGGGAGGAGCACGGGCAUGGACCUACAACUACAGCACCACUCCGAAUCGAGGAUGGCUCGAGGCCCGCAAGUGGUGCCUUCAGCACUUCACAGACUUGGUGCCCAUCCGGAACGGGGCGGAGAACGACUUCCUGAACAAUAUGCUGCCGUUCAACCGAGGAUAUUACUGGAUAGGCAUCGGCAAAGAGGGCCGAGACUGGGUCUGGAAAGAAACCCAUGAGAAGGUGCCCAAGGAGGCUCAGAAUUGGGCGUCGAAGGAGCCAGAUAACAUAGCAGCUCAGGACUGUGUGGAGAUUUACAUCAAGAGAGACAAAGACACGGCCAAGUGGAACAAUGAGAGCUGUCGAAAGAAGAAGGGAACCAUCUGCUACACUGCCUCGUGUACAAAGGACUCCUGCAGUGCAAAUGCAGACUGUGGGGAGACCAUAGGAGACUUUGCCUGCCGGUGCCAUCCUGGUUUCCUGGGGUCACGAUGUGAAGAGGCAAUAGCAUGCACACCCUCGCUGGAUCCAGAACGAGGUUCCCAUAACUGUUUCCAUCCCCAUGGGUCCAAUCGUUUCAACUCUUCCUGCCGUUUCUACUGUGAACGUGGCUUCCAGUUGGUCGGCGUGCCACAGCGCCGAUGCCAAGCCAGCGGCCGGUGGAACCACCCCGCCCCUCUGUGUCGAGUCGAACGGUGUCCACUUCUGAACCGCACCGGCAUCGGUGCAGGCAGUCUGAACUGCAGCCACCCCAUCGCCUCCUACAGCUACAACUCCACCUGUGAGGUCAGGUGUGAUGAGGGCUACGAGCACAGUGGGCCCCACCAGAUACGCUGUGACCGCAUCGGCCAGUGGACGGCCAGUGUCCACCCAUGUACAAUUAAAAAGUGCUCCCCCGUCUUCUUUCCGGUCACGGGCAACGUGACCUGUGUGAAUCUGGACGCUCUGGAGCCUUUCUCCUUUGGCUCGCGGUGUAACUUCACCUGCCAGGAAGGCUACCACCUGACCAGAGAGGACACAUUCACCUGUCUGGCCUCGGGACAAUGGAGCAACCCGACCCCUACAUGCGCAGUGGUGCAGUGCAGCCGUUUAAAGGCUCCUCCCCAUGCCUCCAUGCAAUGCCAGGACCCUUUAGGAAACUACAGCUAUGGCUCGAUGUGCACUUGGCAAUGUGAACAGGGAUUUGAUCUGAUUGGCACAAACGUGACGACGUGUUCUUCACAGGGCAACUGGAGUUGUGCACUUCCUGUUUGCCGAGCUAAGACGUGUGACCUAAUAGAUCCUCCUCAUGGCUCCCUAAACUGUUCUGACCCAAACGGUUCCUUCCGUUUUGGCUCCGUGUGCACGACGGCCUGCGACGAGGGCUUUCUACCGAAUGGGACAGCCGGCUCGGAGUGCACCUCCCUGGGCAGGUGGAGCGCAGACUUACCACAUUGCCUGGCGAGGAGAUGCCCGGCCCUGAGCUCUCCCUCUCACGGCUCUUUAACCUGCUCCGAUCCUCACGGAGAGUUCAGUUUUGGUUCACGGUGCACGUCAGCUUGUGAGGAGGGUUUCCUCCUGAAUGGGACGGCUGACACCGAGUGCACCUCUCUGGGCGAGUGGAGCGCACACAUCCCUCGUUGCUUGGCGAAACGAUGUCCCGCUGUGAGCUCUUCCUCUCACGGUUCCUUAGCCUGCUCUGAUCCUCAUGGAGAGUUCAGUUUUGGUUCUCGGUGCACGUCAACAUGUAUGGAGGGUUUCCUCCUGAAUGGGACGGCUGACACCGAGUGCACCUCUCUGGGCGAGUGGACCGCCGACAUCCAACAUUGCUUGGCUAAGAGAUGCCCGGCCCUGAGCUCUCCCUCUCACGGCUCUUUAACCUGCUCCGAUCCUCACGGAGAGUUCAGUUUCGAUUCACGGUGCACGUCAGCUUGUGAGGAGGGUUUCCUCCUGAAUGGGACGGCUGACACAGAGUGCACCUCUCUGGGCGCGUGGAGCGCACACAUCCCUCAUUGCUUAGCUAAACGAUGUCCCGCUCUGAGCUCUUACUCUCACGGCUCUUUAACCUGCUCCGAUCCUCACGGAGAGUUCAGUUUUGGUUCACGGUGCACGUCAGCUUGUGAGGUGGGUUUCCUCCUGAAUGGGACGGCUGACACCGAGUGCACCUCUCUGGGCGAGUGGACCGCCGACAUCCAACAUUGCUUGGCUAAGAGAUGCCCGGCCCUGAGCUCUCCCUCUCACGGCUCUUUAAUCUGCUCCGAUCCUCACGGAGAGUUCAGUUUUGGUUCACGGUGCACGUCAGCUUGUGAGGAGGGUUUCCUCCUGAAUGGGACGGCUGACAACGAGUGCACCUCUCUGGGCGCGUGGAGCGCACACAUCCCUCGUUGCUUAGUUAAACGAUGUCCCGCUGUGAGCUCUUACUCUCACGGUUCCUUAGUCUGCUCUGAUCCUCAUGGAGAGUUCAGUUUCGGUUCACGGUGCACGUCAACAUGUAUGGACGGAUUUGUCCUGAAUGGGACGGCUGACACCGAGUGCACCUCUCUGGGCGAGUGGAGAGCCGACAUCCAACAUUGCUUGGCUAAGAGAUGCCCGGCCCUGAGCUCUCCCUCUCACAGCUCUUUAGUCUGCUCUGAUCCUCACGGAGAGUUCAGUUUUGGUUCACGGUGCACGUCAGCUUGUGAGGAGGGUUUCCUCCUGAAUGGGACGGCUGACACCGAGUGCACCUCCCUGAGCGCGUGGAGCGCACACAUCCCUCAUUGCUUGGCUAAACGAUGUCCCGCUGUGAGCUCUCCCCCUCACGGCUCUUUAGUCUGCUCUGAUCCCCAUGAAGAGUUCAGUUUUGGUUCUCGGUGCACAUCAACCUGUGAGGAAGGCUUUGCCUUGAACGGCACAGCUGACACAGAGUGCACCUCCGUGGGCAUGUGGAGCAGAGGAAUACCCCACUGUCUGGCACAGCCAUGCCCUCUACUGGCCAAGGCUCCACAACAUGGGAGCAUGAAUUGCAGUCAUCCAUACGCCUCUUUCAGCUUUGACUCCCACUGUGACUUUGAAUGCAACGAGGGCUUCUGGCGGAGAGGAACACCAACUCUGACGUGCAACAACUCAGGUUACUGGAGUCAAGAUCGACCCACAUGCCAACCUGUGCAGUGUGAAGCCAUUCGGGCCUCGUCUGUAUCCCUGUCUAUGAACUGCUCCCAUCCUCUGGGGAACUUCCGCUUCAGCUCCCAGUGUCUCUUCUCCUGUGAAGAGGGAUUCUCCCUGAAUGGAACGGAGGUGCUGCUUUGCUCCUCCUCCGGGUUUUGGAACGACAGCCGGCCGAACUGCACAGACAUGCCCGUGAUGACUGGAUUUCUAUCGUCUGUGUCUGUCGCAGCCUUCUAUGCCGUGCCGCUCGUCCUCAUCGGACUGGCUUUGAUUAUAAUGCGAUUUAAGAAAAGAGGAAAAACAAACAUGUCUGAAGCACCUGCAUGGGGAGACAGAGAGAAUCCAGCAUUUGAUUUUGAGAUUUAAUUUUUUUUCUCCAGCAAAUACUUCAAUACUGCCACUUAUUGCUUGCUGUUACUAUAUUAAUCCUGGUAGUUAUUGUAUGAUACUGGUACCAACAGAUUACAGUGUGGAUUAGAACUUCAUUUUAACUGUAAUUUCAAUUCAACAUUUUUGCACACAUUUUCAUUUUUAAAAGGCAUAAUGCAAAGUUUGCUUGAAUAUUGCUUGUUUUCAAUAAACAAAUUGAAACGUC